AAUUUAAUUUAACUUGCUAUUUUCUUCGACAUUGGAGAUUCUGGUGGCUUUUAGGUUUUGCUUAGGGUUGAUCAACGACGAAUAUAAGAGAAUGGAGGCGUUGCAGGGAGAAGUGGAUCGGGUUAAGGGUCCCUGGAGCCCUGAGGAGGACGAGUUGUUGAGGCAGCACGUGCAACAGCACGGCGCUCGAAAUUGGUCGGUGAUAAGCAAGGCGAUCCCCGGACGAUCUGGAAAGUCGUGCCGGCUCCGGUGGUGCAACCAGCUCUCACCGGAUGUAGAGCGUGGUGCCUUCACUCCCGAGGAAGACGAGAUCAUCGUCAAGGCACACGCUAAGUUCGGCAACAAAUGGGCCACCAUAGCCAAGCUCCUUAACGGCCGUACGGAUAACUCCGUCAAAAACCACUGGAACUCUACGUUGAAGCGCAAGUACUCAUCAUUGGUCGACAACGUCGAAGAUCCAUCGCUCCUACCAGCGAAGAAGCCGGCCACCGGAGACCGAUCGCUGACGAUUCCACCGGUAUUAGCGGGUCAUUGUUACAGCCCGAGCAGCCAAACUGGAUCUGAUGUAAGCGAUUCGGGUCAUCAGGUAGUCUCUGAUCCUCCGACUCUGGUUCGGCCUGAAUCGAGACCGCCGGAUGCGAUCUUGAACAACGAUCUCUCCACAGAACUCACUCUGUCUCUUCCUGGAGCCAAGUCGAAGGAGUUAUGGAUGGUUAAAGAUUCAGGCCCUAUCGCAGAGCGCGAGAAGGCAUUAACAACAUCAAUACUAUUAUCAACGGAGACGAGGCACAGUGGAAUCACCACAUUUGGGCCAGAGUUAAUGGCAGUGAUGAAGGAGAUGAUAAGGGAUGAAGUGAGAAAUUACAUGGCGGCGUUGUGAGAGAUGGUUGGAUUUUCAAAAAUACUAGUACUGUGCCAAAUGAGUUUUGAUAAUGGAAGGCAUGGGUCCUGAAGACUGAAAAGGCGAACUGAUUUUUCUUGUUGUCUCGAGGUGAGCAUUAAUUUUGGGACUGUACAUACGGAAUUGGUAGGGUUAGAACUUGGAACUCGAAGUUUGAAGUCACUUGGGAUGGUCUCAUCCAACGAACAUGGUUUAAAAAUUUUGACAGGAAGAAAUCUAUAGGAGUGGGAGCAAGGGGAGUGUUCUUUGAGAUUAACUGCAUUAUUGUGAUUCUUUAAACCGGCUCCUCUAAUGGUCAUUUUAAGUAAUACUUAUAAUUUAAUUUAAAAAUUAUAGUCA
Messenger RNA from Neltuma alba, 1240 nucleotides. Its product is annotated as transcription factor MYB44-like. The record is from RefSeq and is a predicted model, not a curated record. Gene Ontology annotation, molecular function: DNA-binding transcription factor activity, RNA polymerase II-specific; RNA polymerase II cis-regulatory region sequence-specific DNA binding. The coding region runs from base 92 to 880 and encodes 262 amino acids. Gene Ontology annotation, biological process: regulation of DNA-templated transcription. The transcript has a single exon. NCBI's taxonomy places the organism in Eukaryota, Viridiplantae, Streptophyta, Magnoliopsida, Fabales, Fabaceae. Gene Ontology annotation, cellular component: nucleus.